UAAAGACUUCUGGGCUCCAAGCAGACUUCAGACCUGAAAGGGGGAGAUGGGUUUUCUCAUGGCAGUGUGAGAUCACUCCUCACUUCUAUUUCUUGACUCAUUAGCCCAAAUGACAGGAAUCGUUCAGUGUAGGAUGUGCCACUUGCAGUUUCCAGGAGAGAAGUGUUCCAGAGGCAGAGGAAUAUGCAUUGUAACAAGUGAAGAGUCUUGCACAACUGGCAGGAUUUCCAAGAAAGACGGUACUCCAUGGUUAAUGUUCAUGGGCUGCCUGAAGAGCUGUGCUAAUGUGGGCAAAAUAAAAUGGAGUGUCUACUUGGUGGAGUUCAGGUGCUGCCGGGGCUAUGACUUCUGCAAUGAAUACCUAUAGAGAUUGCCUGUCCUUCAGUAGCUCCAAUCUCUGGAUGAUAUUGUUGCCUCCGCCUCCUUGCAAUGAUUUCUUAAAAAGCCACAUUUCAGGUUGCAAACACAUGGUUCUGCCUUCUGCGUGUGUAA
Messenger RNA from Acinonyx jubatus (cheetah), 492 nucleotides. It is a transcript of the gene PATE1, whose product is annotated as prostate and testis expressed 1. The transcript is spliced from 2 exons. The record is from RefSeq and is a predicted model, not a curated record. NCBI's taxonomy places the organism in Eukaryota, Metazoa, Chordata, Mammalia, Carnivora, Felidae. Bases 110 to 367 code for a protein of 85 amino acids.